Molecule: messenger RNA, 1041 nt
Organism: Fraxinus pennsylvanica
Lineage: Eukaryota; Viridiplantae; Streptophyta; Magnoliopsida; Lamiales; Oleaceae
Source: the annotation of a GenBank genome assembly
AUGAAGCUGAAGAUCAACAAAGCCUACGAUCUCAGUUCUAUCUCAGUUCUUCCUCCUCACUCUAGGAGAUCAAAUGCAGGGCCAAGUGGUUCAAAGUCUUCAUCCAUUUUUGGGAAAAGCCAAGCCCCAAUGCAGCUGAGAUCGCAGCAGCAACUACAACAAUCACAGCAGUCAUUUUCGCGGGGAGUUUCAUCUCAGCAUGGAUUAUUCUCUUCGUUCUCGCAAAAUUCUCAAGAGGAGGCCCUAACAAAUGAACUGAGAUUAGUAUCACAAGAAAGAGAGAAUUCAGUGAAGAGGAAUUAUAUUUUACCUCCAGAUAUCAAGAUCUUCCAGCAAUUUAAUGCGCAAGUGGUCCGUACCAGAGUACAAAUGUUUGGGAUGAUUUUGGAAUGUGUUCAGAGUGACAUCAUGCAAGUUAACAAGGGCACAAAAGAAAUAACACUGAACAUGGAUAGCAUACAGGAGAAGUUGAUUGUUCAUGAUAACUCACUGCAGUUAAUGAAUAAAGGACAAGAAGAUAUCAAAGCUGGUGUUGAUGGCGGCUUUAAAUAUCUGUCUGAUCAAGUCAAGAAGAAUACAAAUCAAGAGAAUGUUAAGGAGAUCUUCUCAAUGAUUUCAGCUUUAUCAGAGAAAUUUGACACUCAGAUCAUGAAACUACAAAGUGAAUUACAGGCAUGGUGUAAGCUGUUGUGCGGGGAGAGACCUUCACGUCGAAGUGCGACAACGCAUUCAAAAGCACUGCAAGCAACUUUGUCACCAAAGAUUGAAAUGGGAGGAUGGACAUCAGUAAAACACAAACAACCAACUUCGGAAUGUAGAAGUCUCAAUAAGAGGUGUAACAAGAUAAAAGUGUCGCCCACUCAACUGAUUCAGGAAUGCAGAGGCGUCAUUGAAUCAGAUGAGGAAAUUGAUGGAGGUUUUUCCUGCUUACUUGAAGACAGGGGAACAUGUAACUUCGAUGUAGGAAAUUAUUCAAUGGAGGCUGCCCAAGAAAAUUCAGAGAGGAUACUGAGGAAAGCAAGGAGAAAGAGAAAAUAUUGA